Molecule: messenger RNA, 4949 nt
Organism: Trichechus manatus latirostris (Florida manatee)
Lineage: Eukaryota; Metazoa; Chordata; Mammalia; Sirenia; Trichechidae
Product: ATP-binding cassette sub-family A member 3-like
Exons: 30
Coding region: 271-4905 (1544 amino acids)
Biological process (GO): transmembrane transport; lipid transport
Cellular component (GO): membrane; intracellular membrane-bounded organelle
Molecular function (GO): lipid carrier activity; ABC-type transporter activity; ATP binding
Source: RefSeq, a predicted model, not a curated record
AUGAGGUGAUUGAAAAUACCAUGGCUUGGAUCAGAUGCACCUUAGUCCUCUGUUAUUAGUGUGACUGUAUAAUUGUCAAACUGUCUCUGUUAAAUGUCAGGACCAGAGCUGCAGACCCGGGCUAUAUUGGGGAAUCAAGGGUACAGUGGUUACCUUAUUGAGAAAAAGAUUCUACAUUACCACCACCACCAUCACCACCAGAUUGAAUGGUAUCCUAUAUUUCUCCUCUUCAGUCUUGACCAGUGGUGAAUUUCCUUUUCAAAUAGAAGAAUGGCAUUGGAGUUCAGACAGUUUACACUUCUUCUUUGGAAGAAUUUUAUUUUAAAAAAGCGACAGUGGAUUCUUCUAAUCAUGGAAUUUACAUUGGAACUGCUGUUCACUGUUAUUCUCUUGAUAGUUCGUAAUUCUGGUUCUGUAAAGCAUUUGAGUGCUCUCACGUUUGCCAAUCAGUCUGUCCAGAGUCUGCCGCCUUAUUUCCUUGAUGCCAGCAUACGAAGAGACUGGGAACUGGCUUAUAUCCCUUCCAACGUUGAAAUAGUGAAAGAUCUUAUUAAAAUGGUACAACAGACUUCAUUAAAUAAUUUUACAAUUCAUGGCUUUACUUCAGAGGAAGCUUUUGAAGAAUACAUUAAACAUAAUCAUAGCUCUGAUCGGGUAAUGGCUGCUGUCGUUUUUAACCAUGACUUUGCAAUCAGCAAGGACUUGCCACUUCAGGUUAGCUACAACCUGCGUUUCAGGUAUUCUUUAAGAAACACCCCUCCAGCUGCAAGGCUUUUGGUGAUUCCAAAGGAGGAUUAUGGCUGGAACACAGGUCAUCUCUUUCCAAUUUACCCAUCAUCAGGACCCAGGAACCCUCUGGAGGAUGAUGGGGGAGCUCCUGGAUAUAUCAGAGAAGGAUUCUUGGCUCUGCAAAAUGCUGUGGACAAAGCCAUCAUACACUACCAUGCGAAUGACAGUGCACAAAGGCUUUUUAAUAGCAUCGAUGUUUAUACAAAAAGAUUUCCAUUUCCGGCCUUCCUUAUUGACAACUUUCUCAUAUUCCUUGGUCAGAUAUGGCCCCCAAUGAUCUUACUUAUCUUCUCUUUAACUGUAUUCACAAUUCUCCGUACCGUUGUGCAGGAAAAGGAAACAAAAUUGAAGGAGUACCUUCUAAUGAUGGGACUAAGAAGCUGGCAGCUCUGGAGUGCCACUUUUAUUACAUUCUUCUUGACUCUUUUGGUUACCAUCAGUUUGAUGACUGUGUCCCUGUUCAUUAAGAUUGUAAAAUUGCCGAUCAUCCGCUAUAGUGACCCAGCGUUGGUGUUUUCCUUUCUGUUGUUUUAUGGCAUCACUACUGUCCUCUUUGCCUUCAUGCUCACCACAUUCUUCAAUAAAGCAAACAUGGCUAUUGCCGUUGGAGGUUUCAUCUACUUUGUAUCCUAUCUCCCAUAUUUUGUCAUCAGUCCUCACUAUGUUGGGAUGCCUUUUCGUGGGAAGCUGUUUUCCUGUCUUUUAUCAAAUGUUGCCAUGACAUUUGGGAUCAAUCUUCUAAUUAAACUUGAAAGUAUAGAGGUAGGAGUUCAGUGGCGAAACCUCAAAAAGUCAUUCAGCCUUAUAGAUGACUUUGCUUUUGGCCAUGUGAUGGUGAUGCUGUUGGUUGAUGCCUUUUUAUAUACUAUAGUAAUCUGGUAUAUGGAGGCUGUUUUUCCGGGAGAUUAUGGUGUGCCUCACCCUUGGUACUUUUUUGGCAAGUCUUCCUACUGGGAUGAGCAUACACAAUCCAUUUUGACUAGGAGAAAGAAACACUUAGGUGUUAAGAAGCAUGAUGAUGAAUUCUUUGAACCUGAACCUGAAAACUUAGUGGCUAGUGUCCAAAUCAAAAAUCUUUCCAAGGUAUUUAAGGUGGGGAGUACUUACAAAGAAGCAGUGAGAGACCUGACUCUGAACCUGUAUGAGGGGCAAAUCACUGCUCUUCUAGGACAUAAUGGAGCAGGGAAGACCACUAUCUUGUCUCUGCUCUCGGGUCUCUUUCCCCCAACAAGUGGAAAAGCAUAUAUUUGUGGAUUUGAUAUCUCAAAAGACAUGUUUCAUAUCCGGAAGAGCCUGGGUCUGUGCCCCCAGAAUGAUCUUCUGUUUGAUUAUUUAACAGUAUCUGAACACCUUUACUUCUUUGCUAGGCUAAAAGGAUUGCCUCGGGAUUUGUGUCAAAGCGAAAUUAAUAAUAUAUUGAAUGUGUUUAAAUUGCAAGAUAAACGACAUUCAUUUUCUAACUCACUGAGCGGAGGAAUGAAACGCAAGCUUUCCAUCAGUAUUGCACUUGUAGGGAAUUCUAAGGUGGUGAUGCUGGAUGAUCCAACCUCUGGCAUGGACCUUAUCUCAAGGAGAGCCACCUGGGAUCUCCUUCAGCAGCAAAAACACGGCCGCACCAUCCUACUCACCACUCAUUAUAUGGAUGAAGUGGACCUUCUGGGUGAUCGUAUCGCCAUCAUGGCCAAGGGGAACUUGCAGUGCUGUGGCUCUUCACUGUUCCUCAAACAAAAAUACGGUACAGGAUACCAUAUGGUCAUGGUGAAAGAACCUCAGUGUAAAGCAACAGAAGUUGCCAGUCUUAUAUAUAAUUAUGUACCAGAUGCUAUUUUGGAGAGCAAUGUUGGAGCUGAGUUAUCUUUUAUCCUACCCAAAAAGUGUGCAAAUAGGUUUGAAGAUUUAUUUAGAGAACUGGAAAAUCAUCAAGUGAGCCUGGGUAUUGCCAGCUAUGCUGUCUCUGUCACCACCAUGGAAGAAGUCUUCCUUAGGGUCAACAAAUUGACGGACUCUACCACGGAUCUCCAGGCCACUCAGCUCCCCUCUGAGCAUGAUCCUAAAGGAAUUCAACCGUGCCUCGCAACUCUGGAUGAUAAGCCAAAGGGUGACUUCUUGAUGCCAGAAGAUCUACCUAACAUUCGUUUUAAUACUGGGAUUAUUCUUUGCAUCCAGCAGUUCUAUGCCUUGCUGAUGAAAAGGGCCUUGUAUACUUUUCGUCACUGGAAGACAAUGUUAUUGCAGAUUUUGAUACUACUGUUUUUCACUGCCUUCCUCCUGAAAGCCAUCUUCUACUAUUCAGAAGUAAAGGAUGCCCCCAUUCUGGGGAUGGAUUUGCACCAAUAUGGUCAAUCUGUUGUGCCUUACACUAUGUCUGUGCAAACUGAGUUGACUCUUCGGUUUACAGACCACAUAAAACUUAUACUAACGAAUGAGAAACAACUGCCACACCCAGUGACAGGUAAUUUAGAAGAGUUCCUGUUGAAAAGUAAAAGCUGUAGGGAACGAUGUAUUGUUGCUAUUUCCCUUGAUGUCCAAAAAAGCAAAACCAUCAUCACUGCUCUGUUUAACAACCAUGCAUACCAUGCUGCUCCAGUUGCCCUAAGUUUGGUCAACAACGUUCUGUUCAAGUUACUUGCUGGCCCCGGCGCUUCUAUCUCUGUCUCUAACAAGCCUCAGCCUCAAACUGCCAAACAAGCAAGAAAGCAAGAAUUCCAUGAGGGCAGCAAAGGACAUGACGUUGCCUUCAGUUUGUUCUUUGGCACAGCCAUCGUGGCUAGUAGUUUUUCUCUCCUGACGACAUUAAAUAUGAGGAAAACUAUUAUGGAUUCGAAGGUCAUGGGAUUGGAAAAUGAUUAUGCCAAAUUAAAUUCCAAAUGGAUCAGUGAUUUAAACCUAAAAGAUGAAACUGUACAGGUCAGUGACGGGUCGUCAUUAGUACCUUAUGACUAUGAUGUGACGGAUGAACAAGACAAAGUCCUGGAGUGUCCCCCAGGGAACCUAUCAUCCUUGAACAGUCCUCUGAUCCUUAAAGAACUCUUGAAGAUACAUUUUCAGUGGGUGCCUGUUGUGGCAGUAAAUAGGCUCACCUUUGCGGUUCAGAAAGGAGAGUGCUUUGGGCUGCUAGGCUUCAAUGGAGCUGGGACAAGCAGCAUCUUCAAAAUGUUGACUGGAGAUGAGACCAUCACUUCCGGGGAGGUUGUAUUUGAUAACAAAAAUAUCAGCAAAAGCAUAGAAAAGGGAGCAAAUCUUUAUAAAAUGAAGAGAGACUCUAAGUCCUCUAUCUCUCAAAUGUCCCUCAAUAUACUUUCAGUCCAACCUCCUACCUUGGGUCCUUUACUCCCAGAUGCUUUCUUGUUUCAGAUUCAUCAACAAAUCAGCUACUGCCCCCAAUAUGACCCUUUGCUGGAACACUUGACAGGGUAUGAGAUGCUGGCCUUGCAUGCCCGUCUGUGGGGAGUUCCUGAACACUAUAUUCCUGCUUACGUUAAAAACAUUUUAAGUGCACUCUUCCUGGGUGCCUUUGCAGAUAAACUCAUCAAGAACUUCAGUAGUGGCACCAGACGUAAGCUUAGCACAGGUAUUGCCCUGCUGGGAAGGCCUGACAUCAUCUUCCUGGAUAAGCCAUCCUCCGGCAUGGAUCCUGUGGCCCGACGCCUCCUCUGGGACAUUGUCUCACGGAUCCGUGAGUCCAGCAAGGCCGUUGUCAUAAUCUCCCAUAGUAUGGAAGAAUGUGAGGCUUUGUGUACAAGACUGGCUGUUAUGGAAAAUGGGAAGUUCAAGUGCCUCGGCAGUCCACAGUAUCUCAAGAACAAGUUUGGAAGUGGAUUCACGCUACUGGCCAAAGUCAAGAGGAAUAAAUCCCUGAUAGAACUGCAAGCGCUAAAGACGUUCAUUAAAACAACCUUUCCAGACAGUUCCCUAAAGCAUGAGUACCAAAGGAUUGUCCAUUACCACAUACCCAGCAAGGACUUUACCUGGAGUCAGGUAUUUGGUAUCUUGGAGUCAAUCAAAGAUGAAUAUGGAUUAGAAGAUUAUUCCAUUAGUCAUAACACACUGGAGCAAGUCUUCCUGAGCUUUGCCCAAACACAGAUUCAAAAAGAACAAAAUUAUAAAGAUAAUUGAAGAGUGGUUCCAACCAACAUCCCUCACCUCCUCACCAGCCUUCU